Molecule: messenger RNA, 562 nt
Organism: Helianthus annuus (common sunflower)
Lineage: Eukaryota; Viridiplantae; Streptophyta; Magnoliopsida; Asterales; Asteraceae
Exons: 3
Coding region: 115-420 (101 amino acids)
Source: RefSeq, a predicted model, not a curated record
CUCCCACAUGGGACUCCUGGGCCCACACCACCAUCUCUCCUAUAUACAGUUCGAUCAUUACUUACCAUAUGCACACCUAAUCAAUUCAGUGCCUGUGAUCACCAUUGCUAGUUCAUGACAAUGGGUGACGCUUCAGCGUCAUACAUACACAUGGUGCAACAUCUUAUUGAAAAAUGUUUGAUAUUUCACAUGACAAAAGAAGAGUGCAUGGAAGCCCUUUCUAAGCAUGCAAACAUCAAACCAGUCAUCACCUCCACUGUGUGGAACGAGUUAGAGAAAGAGAACCGGGAGUUCUUUGAGUCCUACUCACAGUCUUUGUCUCAACCCUCAAGCGGGUCGGAUCGGAUGUCUGAGUCAGAGACGAGUAAGCUGAUCCAGAAGAUGAUAUCUGACCAUCAAGCAAAUGGUUCAGACAAGUAACAACCGUACAAAUAUAUAUAUAGUCUUUUAGUACACUUACUAGUUGCUUACAUGUACCUCUAGCUAGCCACCUAGCCACUUGACCGAUUUGUAUAUUCAAUUAAAAUAAUACAAUAAAAUAAAUUGUAAUGAUAAUACAUAA